GCUGUGUAUGAUCGUUUCCAAAUGUGCCGCAGCCAGUUGCAUAUGAAAAGGCUGUGAGAAAUGUGCUUGUGAGAUUUGUAUUUUGUGACGAGGGAAGCUGCGGUGUUCGUAAUAUUUGUGAUUUUUUAAGUGAAAUUUUCUGUAAUCUACAACAACAAAAUGCCACCAAGGAAGCAUAAAAAUAAAAAGAAGCAUCAUCAACAUCAAGCUCAACAGCAACAACAAGCGUCACCUAUGCAAUCGAGCAAUAAAAGUUCUCCAACCAAAAUGGAAGGUAAUAUUGAGUCUUGCGAUUCAACAUCAAAGCAGCUUCCCUUUAGGAUUGAAAAAUCAACGGUAUUGGGUCGCUACGUGGUGGCGAAUCGCGACUUGAAAGCCGGUGAACUGCUCAUUACAGAGGAGCCUUUAGCCAUUGGGCCGUGUGUUUCAGCGGAUGCCGUGUGCUUGGGUUGUUAUAUGCCAGUGGAGCUGCAGUCAGCACAAUAUCGCUGCUCGGUUUGCAAAUGGCCAAUGUGUGGACCGCAAUGCCGUGGCUUGCAUCAGCCCACAGGACAUACCGCACAGGAGUGUGAGCUGCUGCGUACGCAGAAACUGGGCGAGGCGCUGGAAGCCAUACGCGACAAACCGGAUUUGGUGAAGAACUACUAUGAACUCAUACUGAUUGUGCGCAUCUUUCUAAUCAAGCAAAAUGCACCGGAAAUAUACGCCGAAAUAUUGCAAAUGGAAUCACACAGCGAGUUGCGUAAAUCCAAUACCGAAUUGUGGCAAUACUAUGAGCAGAAUGUGGUGCAACGACUGCAACGUGAUUGGGGCAUGGCGGCGCUUACCGUCGAUGAGAUACACACUAUUUGCGGUAUUUUGGAUGUGAACUGUUUUGAAAUCGGUCAAAAUUCAGCGAAGGCACGUUGUUUGUACAGGAGUGCAUUUUUGUUGGCACACGAUUGUUGUCCCAAUACGGCGCACACCGAUGAUCCGCAAAGUUACGCGAUCAUUUUACGCACAUCGCGAGCGAUACGAAAGGACGAAGGCAUCACACUGAGCUAUGCUUAUACGCUGCAGGGCACCCUGAAGCGUCGCGAGUUCAUGCACGCUGGCAAAUUGUUCUGGUGUUGCUGUCAGCGUUGCGCCGAUCCGAAAGAGCUCGGCACGGAUUGCAGUGCAUUGUUGUGUCCGAAGUGCAAAAGUGGUUCUGUACGUUCUGUAGAGCCACUGAAUCAGUCGGCGGCUUGGAGCUGUGAUCGCUGUGACUAUACACUGAAAUCGACGGAGAUUGUGAAAUUAUUAGACACAAUUAAUAUGAAUUUGGAGAACAUAGAUGCGCACAAUAUACCAGGACUAGAGGGUUUUCUGAAAAAAUAUGAACGUGUACUCGGACCCAAUCAUUAUCUGCUGCUCUCAGCGAAAUAUUCUCUCUGUCAAAUCUAUGGUCGUAUUGAGGGUUAUCUGCUACAUACAAUGCCGCUGGAAAAUGUAGAGAAGAAGGAAAAUUAUUGUCGCCAUUUCCUGAGUAUUAUUAAUGUGUUGGAACCAGGACUAACACGUUUGAGAGGUCUCAUUCUAUAUGAACUGCAUGGCGCCAUAAUGAUGCGUUCACAGCGCUUGAUGAUGACUGGCGGCAUAAAUGAGGCAGAAUUUAAGCGUAACAUUAAGGAGGUCAUCAAAUGUUUGCAGGAGAGUCGAGAUAUUCUGCUGUUAGAGCCGAUUGGUUCGAGUGAACAUGAAAUGGGCGCAGCAGCGGCUGGAGCAUUAGCGGAAAUGGGUGUGAAGUGAACCGCACAGGAUCACUUCCAUCAGUUUUUUAGUGAAACAUACAUUUUCGUAUGCACUUCGCUUUAAUUUUUGACCUCGAAGAUGAUUUUAUACGCGUUUUCUCCUCAGGUGCCGUAAUUUUGGCUGUACUAUCGAAAACUGUUCCAUAAAACCCACAACAACACAUUCGCACACACAUACAUAUUUUUCAUAUAGUCUCAACUAUACACAUUUACACACAAACGCAUCUCAUGACUACGAGUAACUUUGCAUGAUCAUGCACAAAAAUACAUAUACAUAUGAGCAUGAAAAUGAUAUUGUACUCUCUGAAGUACUAUUACCAACAUCAAUCUACACAUACCACUACCAACAUACUCGUAUCUGCCAUUAUAUUCCAUACAUUUGCAUGUAUCCAUUUAAGAAUAAAGUCUCUCAUUACAUUUUUUUAGUUUUAAAGUGUUUCAUACUAUAUCGCUCUAGAAAUAGUGGGUAAGUAAGUUCAUCAACACAGAUCACUAGCCUAUUCUCAUUAAUGCAUGAUGUUAUUUUGCGUUUUGUUUAUUUUUGAGGAGUUUACUUGAGAAUUUAAAGAAUCUGAGAGGAAUCCACUUAAGAUCAAUAGAUUUUCAUCAACUUUAUUUCUUCAGUCAUUUCAUACACAAAAUCUAAAAUUGUCAAUCAUAUAAAAAUACCCUCUUAAUUCACAAAUCAUGUUCCAUUUAACAUAAUUCACAAGAGUUUUGUUCAGAAAUAAUUGAAAAAAAUGGUUUCUAAAGUCACAGCAUAUAUAUCAGCAUACAUAGAUCCAUUCAAGAAUCAUUUAACAAAUCAUAAAUCACAAUUCAUCAAAGAAAAAUCAUGAAUCAUACAUUUUUAUUCAUAUAUUGUAAGUCAUAUAUGAAGAACCAUUCAUCAUCUUCUACCUCAUCGAUUUCUCUACUCAUUGCACAUUCAUCGUCAAUGAUCCAUACUUCACUGAUUUCACCUUCAUUAUACAUUAAUGGCCCACCUUGAAUAUUUUUCGCAAUUAUUUAAUUGGCAUGCUCCAUUUAGCAUAGACGUGAACCAUA
Messenger RNA from Bactrocera dorsalis (oriental fruit fly), 2819 nucleotides. RefSeq names its product SET domain-containing protein SmydA-8 (gene SmydA-4). Lineage: Eukaryota; Metazoa; Arthropoda; Insecta; Diptera; Tephritidae. Bases 160 to 1770 code for a protein of 536 amino acids. The record is from RefSeq and is a predicted model, not a curated record. Gene Ontology annotation, molecular function: protein binding. The transcript has 8 exons.